Chara braunii is the source of this 1663-nucleotide messenger RNA. Lineage: Eukaryota; Viridiplantae; Streptophyta; Charophyceae; Charales; Characeae. The record is from the annotation of a GenBank genome assembly.
GUAUGCAGUCCAAAAGCUAGAUGAGUUGUACGCCAAAAAGAUGUAGGAGUUUCGUGCGUAUUUCUAUGCACUGGAGACGGCACCGUCUCGUGCCAUUGACUGGCGCAUGCCGCAACCUCCGUCGAGCGGUCAGCAUCCGGGAAGCGGUGGAGGAGGAGACGAAGGAGGCGGCGGAGGUGACGGAGGAGACGGCUCACGAUUUGCCGGAAAGGGGGCGGGCGAAACAUCGUCGGGAGAAAAGGCGUCUGGCGGAAAGGGGUCAGUCGGAAAGGGGUCGAGCGGAAAAAGGUCGGCUGGAAAGGGGUCGAGCGGAAAGGGAUCAGGCGGGAAGGGGUCGGGCGGGAAGGGGUCGGGCGGAAAGCGAAGAACGUCCGGGAGAGAGUCCAUCCCACCGUGCGCAACAGAGGUCUCCUGUGCACAACACCUUGCUCCUGGAAGAGGGCGAACGUCUGCAGCAUCCGGCAACAUCUCGUGAGCGGCGAAACCAUUCCUUGAUUGAAACUGCGUCUUCGUUUUGCCUGGAGGGGGGGAUGCCUGCAUUGCGAAGGAGCGAAGGUGCGACCGUCACUUCUAUCAGCUCGGGCGAGCGCCACAAACUCCGAAUAGAUUCGGAGUUGCUGACAUUGCCCUGCAGGCCUUCCGCCAGAAGUGCUCUUCACGCUAUAGUUCCGCAGGGCCAAGAAAAUGUGAUGUCCUACCCCCGACAUCUUCAGUUGGGCACAAGGUUCCCCUGCUCACCUCCGUUCUCAUAUGUUGAGACUCGAGACUGGCGGUUUGGCGACGUGCUGGAGGGGCCCACUGUAGGAGUGUUGGAGACCGGGGGUGGCGAGUAUGAACGUCAUGCUUCGGAGGGCAUGCCAGUCGACGUUGACAGCAAUAGUGCAGCGGCUCCUGGGGAAGAGGAGCGCUCUCCGGGAGCGCCGCAUGCUGUACAGCGGGAAGAGGAGACUCAACACUGGAAGUCUCGCAAAGUGUUGGGGACCGGGGGUAGCGAGUAUGAACAUCAUGCUUCGGAGGGAGUGCUGGUGAUCGGGACGUCCGAAGAGGUUCCGCACAGUCGUUCGGCUGUGGCCACGACGCGAGAGGGUGUCGUUAAAGGAGGUUUGUGGACGUUCGUGCAAGCUCCUGUUCUUGGCGAUGAUGAAGGCGAAGAAGAACCUGUGGUGGAAGCUCGGGUUUGUGGCGAUGAGAAAGGCAGAGAACCCAUGGUGGAAGGCGGUGAGGUGACGGUCGGCAUCCAGAUGGAUCUACAGCGGAAAGAUGGUGAUUCUUCGCCCACCCGUUGCGUUGAAGAACAGGGUGAUCGAGCGUCCGUCCUCAGUACCGGUCGGGAAAUGGUAGUUCAUGAAGCCAUCGAGUUGGGUAACGACUCGGCUGCCACCGAGCUGGUUAGCAACUCAGGCAUGACCGAGGUGCACAACGUCGAAUCCUCCAUGGAAGGCGGUGAGGUGACCGUCAGUGUCAAGAUGGAUCCAGAGCGGAAAGAUCAUGAUUCUCCGUUCACCCGUUGCGGUGAAGAACAGGGUGACCGAGUGUCUGUCCUCAGUACCGGUCGGGAAAUGGUACUUCAUGAAGCCAUCGACUUGCCUAGCGACUAAGCUGCCACCGAGCUGGUUAGCGACACAGCCGUGGCCGAAGUGCAGAACGCCGAAUCCUCCAUGGA